Chiloscyllium plagiosum (whitespotted bambooshark) is the source of this 1693-nucleotide messenger RNA. The record is from RefSeq and is a predicted model, not a curated record. NCBI's taxonomy places the organism in Eukaryota, Metazoa, Chordata, Chondrichthyes, Orectolobiformes, Hemiscylliidae.
AUGGCAGCUGCUCGUAAUACAUUAGCAAAAGAUGUUGGUAAUGAUCAUACGUUUAAGGAUGCAGAUCGACAGAAUUGGGGUUCAGAACUUCAAAUCCCUACUGCCAGCUUUGAGGAGGUACUGGAUAACGAUGAAGUUGCCUAUCAAUGGCUGAAAACUCUCCGUAGAAUAGGAGUUAUGCUACUAAAGAAUGCUCCAGCAGAAAAAGGACAAGUGGCUAAGUUAGGAGAAAGGAUUGGCUACCUGAGGUUAACAUUUUACGGGCUUACCUGGCAAGUGGAAGAUAAGGCUGGUGCCAACAAUGUGGCUUACACAAGUGGGAAACUGAGCCUACAUACUGACUACCCGGCACUACAUCGUCCCCCUGGGAUUCAGCUUCUUCACUGCAUAAAACCAGCAGAAAUUGGAGGUGAAACACAAAUAGUGGAUGGAUUCCAUGUCGCCAAUCAACUGAGACAACUGAAUCCUGAAGCAUUCCGAAUCCUGACAUCUAUUUUGGUUGAUUUCACUGACUCUGGAGUCGAUUACUGUGAUUUCUCUCUCCAAUCCAAACAUAGAAUAAUUGAUUUGGAUCAUAAGGGAAAGGUUGUUCAAAUCAACUUUAAUAACGCUACUCGGGACUCAAUCUUUGAUGUCCCUGUGGAACUGGUGCAUCCUUUCUUUUCUGCUCUCAAGGACUACAUGAAUCUUAUGUACAAGCCGGAAAACCUAAUUACCUUCAAGAUGGAGGCAGGAGACGUACUCACCUUUGAUAACUGGAGAAUAUUACAUGGCCGUCAGAACUAUAUUUCUACCGUUGGUUCUUCACGUCACCUGGAAGGAGCUUAUGCAAGCUGGGACGAGGCUAUGUCACGACUGCGUUGUUUAGAACAAGCAUUGUAUGGCAACAAAUAGAUAAUUUAGAUAUUAAAAAAUGGUUGUAAUAGAGCAAGCUAUUGAUCAAUAAUAGAAAGAUGAUUUUUAGCAUUAAACAGUGAAUCCUAAAAGUUUUGACAAUGCAUGCCUCAGAUAUUAUCAUGUGGGAGAAGCAGGAUAUGUGGGUUAAUAGUUAUAUGGAUCUGGGAAAAAGAAAAUGUUAGUAUUUCAGGGGAUCAUUUAAGUUAAGCAUUUCUGACUUGGAGAGAGGCAGGACUGGGAAACUGAUGCUUAGCAGUGUUCCUUCUGUGCCAUGUGCCGGUCCAUCAAGUGGUGUCCACCUGCUGAAUAAAUUAGGUUUACUGCAAGUCUGACUCACAAGUAAAGAACUGGUGGCCUCCCACUUAAAAGAAAACCAACAGACAAGCGGCAAGAUGACAUGAUUAAUCAGAUAGAAUUAAAAUCCAAAAUUCAGCCCUGUUAGUUCUUGGAGCACGAAGCUAUGUCAGCAGUUGUGUCCCUCUCACCACUCUCCCUUCCUCUUGCAGCCUCUUUGCUUGGUCCUCGCUCACACCAUGUUGUGCUGGAAAAGCUGUUAGGUAGGAGGUCAACUAAUGCACAGCAAAUAUGUGGUCUUACAGACAAAAGUAUGGCGUUGUCUUAUUUUUGUGUCAACUUUACGCCAUAACCUUUGGUACAAUCUAAAGGAAAAUACUUCUUCACCAUAUAAAAUAGCCACAUGCCAUGACAAAGAUAUCUAGAUUUUAAAAAUAUGUGAUACAAGCAAUGCAAUUGGGGUGGCGUGGUGGCUCACUGGUUAGCAUUGUUGCCUCACAGC